AUGGCCAUAACCUUUCUCAUUUCCCAUUUUACCCCUACAGCCCUACUCUAUUUCCUCCUCCUGUCCUCCUCCAUCCAUGCCCUCAACAUCACCACCCUCCUCUCCCCUUAUCCUGACUUCUCUGACUUCACCGACCUAAUCUCCUCCUCCAUCUCCGGCGACCUCCUCCCCCGCUCCUCCCUCACCCUCCUCGCCGUCCCCAACCCCUUCCUGUCCUCCACCUCCGCCCUCACACGCCGCCUAUCCCCCUCCUCACGCGCCGACGUCCUCCGCUACCACGUUCUCCUCGAGUACCUCUCUCCCGCCGCCCUCCUACGCAUCCCCUCCUCCGGCAAGCUCGUCACCACCCUCUACCAGACCACAGGCCGCGCCACCAACAACUUCGGCUCCGUCAACAUCACGCGCGACCCCUCCACCGGGGUCGUUUCGAUCCGCUCCCCGGCCCCCUUCUCCCCCUCAAACGCCACCGUUUUGUCCCUCGUCACCAACCUCCCCUACAACGUCUCCAUCUUCUCCGUCAACUCCCUCCUGGUCCCUUACGGCUUCGACCUCAUGGCCUCCGAGACCCGCCCCCCUCUUGGCCUCAACAUCACCAAGGCCCUCAUCGACGGCCACAAUUUCAACGUCGCCGCCUCCAUGCUCGCCGCCUCCGGCGUCGUCGAGGAGUUCGAGGCCGACGAGGGCGGCGCUGGCAUCACCCUCUUCGUCCCCACCGACACUGCGUUUUCGAAUCUCCCAUCGAAUGUGAGGCUCCAAUCGCUCGCAGCUGACAAAAAGGCCGUCGUCCUCAAAUUCCAUGUCCUCCAUUCAUACUACCCACUGGGCUCGCUCGAGUCGAUCGUGAACCCGGUUCAGCCCACAUUGGCUACAGAGGACAUGGGAGCCGGCUCGUACACUCUCAACAUCAGCAGAAUCAACGGGUCGGUGGCGAUCAACACUGGGAUUGUGCAGGCCUCGGUCACCCAGACUGUAUUCGAUCAAAAGCCCGUGUCAAUUUUUGGGGUUUCUGAAGUUUUGCUGCCCAGAGAGAUCUUCGGGAAGAACCCAAUUUUAACUCCCAAGCCCGGGACGCCAUUGCCCGGUAGCGGUGGAGCUCCGCCUCCAAACAUUUCUCCCUCACCGGAGAGUCUAACUGGGCCUCCAUCGCACCUCUCUUCGCCGCCGGGUUUUCGCGAAGAAAUCGGAUCCGAAGCUGCGGCGGCCGUUGGUGGGCUGGGGAGCUUUGGGAUUGCAUCGUGUUGUAUAGGACUGUAUUUAAUGGGCAGCUAG
Messenger RNA from Prunus armeniaca (apricot), 1269 nucleotides. Lineage: Eukaryota; Viridiplantae; Streptophyta; Magnoliopsida; Rosales; Rosaceae. The record is from the annotation of a GenBank genome assembly.